AAUAUCUAAUUAUCCGCCAAGCUCUCCAACUCUGCAAUAUUGAAAACAAAAAUACACCAUGCAGAUAAUUAUUAUUUUAUGAUGGCAGACAAUAGCCUUGAGAAAGAAAUCGUUUACCUCACUAGUCUCAUUCAGGCCCAUAAGAAGUCUUCACAUGUUCCCAAACCAGCCUCUGUUCAUCACCAGACUAGAGGCCGUGGGGACAAUGGAUAUAGCCAUCGUUUAAAUCACUCAAACAAAAGCAAACUAAAGAACAGAGUGCUUCAUGGCAACCGUGUGUAUAAACCAACGGAGGCAAAAUCAUCAGAUACUGAUAAAUCAACCAGUACUCAACAAAUACGAACGUCAGUGAUACCUCAAACAAUUUCACCAGUAAAUUAUUCCAGAGGCAAUACUACAAAGCCACGACGUCAUAGCAAUCGUGUAUACAAGCCCAACAGUUCUGAUGGACCGGUUACCAGUAGUACCGUCGCUACUCAGUCGUCUAGGGUGGUGGAGGCAACAAAGGUCAACAAGUCGACAGGUUCAAAGUUCAAAUGGAAACGUAGAUCUGUUAGUGAUGAAAAACUUCCCAGUACAACUUCAAUUGAAGGGCCCAAGAAAAUAAUGCAACCUCCUCUGGUACAUAAGACAACUCCGAAAAGGUUGUCCCACAAGCGACCCACCCCUCUUCCCAAGAACAACACCAAGUACAAGUGGAAGAGACGAUCGUCGAUAGGUUCUAAGGAGAAGUCUGGAAAUAAUCCAAUUUCCCCGUUGAUAGCCCAGAGCAAGUUUAAACUGACACGAGCCUCUCUGCUGAAGUCUCACUCUGUUAGUCCUUUCUCACGGAGAGGAGGCACCUUCAGACAAAGGAGGCUCUCAUAUCGUAGGAAGAAUCUACUCAGGGCCACUCCGCUAUCUGCUCGGAAGAAGUCUCUCAGAAAGUCUAAGAACAAAGUUUGGAUAGCAACCAACAGUGUACAAUCGUCUUUGGCAGCAAACACAUCACCGACUGCCUCCUCUAAUAUGAUUGGACGUGAGGUCAAGACGUCCCGAGGGAAUAAACUGUGGAUUGCCUCAGGUCUGAAAUCCCCCACUCCAAAACGGAGGGGGGGUGGUCUAAUCUCACUGAGAGGGGACAGUUUCGUGCAGGACUCGUCAGGCAAAACAUUGAAACGACUAAACAGUGUCUCAAAGCUAGCCCAGGCUGUUAGGAGACGUUCAUCCAGUAAUGGUCCAGUGGUCAAAGCACCCUCUGUGAAACAAUAUCUAGCAAGUCGUGUUGUGCGUAAGAGCAGAAAAUAUGUGUGGAACUCGAAGUACAAAGACAAAUCAAAACAGUACUGCAUGUUCUUCAAUAAAUUUGGUAAAUGUAACCAUAGAGACACAUGUCCCUACAUCCAUGACCCUGACAAGAUAGCUGUGUGUACUAAGUUUCUGAGAGGAGUGUGUGACAAGACUGAUGGUAACUGUCCUUUCUCACACAAGAUCUCCAAAGAGAAGAUGCCAGUGUGCUCGUACUUCCUGCGUGGUUUGUGUGGCAAGGAGGACUGUCCCUAUCUCCACGUGAGCGUGGGGAGGGAGGCUCAACUCUGUAUGGACUUUGUCAAGGGAUAUUGCCCCAGGGGAGAGGAGUGCACCAUGCAGCACCUUGUCGACUGUCCCGAGUACUUGGAGAAGGGGGCUUGUUCUCGAGGGAAGGCCUGCCCCCUCAGGCACAGGGAGAGACUGUACAAGGCCAGACAGGAGAAAGCAAAACAGACCAAGCCUGCACCAGUGUCUUUAGUGAAAGAGCCGUAUGCUUUCAAGGUAGCUCGGCGCACCAUCAAGAAGAGAGGCAGAGAGUCUUUACCUACCACCACAUCUGACACCUCUGUCAUAUCAUCUUCACCACUGGAUAUGAGCUCAGCCCCUGAUUUCAUUGCUCUGUGAGGUGUGGCUAUUGGAAGCACUGAGGUGUUGAUAAAGUUGUGACUAUUAUAAUUAUACAAACCACAAGAGAUUCACUUUCUCUUCUCAUUCAGUUUAGCUACUAGUAUGGUUCAGUGAACUGUUCAUAGCUAGCUAAGCAACCACAUGAAAGAAUUCGUUCUGUUCUUAAAAUUAAUUUCGUUCAUUAUUUUGAAAUUUGAUACUCUUA
Halichondria panicea is the source of this 2122-nucleotide messenger RNA. Its product is annotated as zinc finger CCCH domain-containing protein 3-like. Lineage: Eukaryota; Metazoa; Porifera; Demospongiae; Suberitida; Halichondriidae. Bases 79 to 1914 code for a protein of 611 amino acids. The record is from RefSeq and is a predicted model, not a curated record. Gene Ontology annotation, molecular function: metal ion binding. Gene Ontology annotation, cellular component: nucleus. The transcript is spliced from 14 exons.